This is a messenger RNA of Salarias fasciatus (jewelled blenny), 2902 nucleotides long. RefSeq names its product solute carrier family 5 member 5 (gene slc5a5). Gene Ontology annotation, molecular function: symporter activity. Gene Ontology annotation, cellular component: membrane; extracellular exosome. The record is from RefSeq and is a predicted model, not a curated record. The transcript is spliced from 17 exons. Gene Ontology annotation, biological process: iodide transmembrane transport; sodium ion transport. NCBI's taxonomy places the organism in Eukaryota, Metazoa, Chordata, Actinopteri, Blenniiformes, Blenniidae. Bases 104 to 1999 code for a protein of 631 amino acids.
CGAAUCAGCCGCCUAGAGCUGUUGCACAUUCCUCUCUGGCUGGAAGCAGCACCGCAGCUGAACUGAGUAGCAGUGAUCCACCAAACGUCUGGAUCAUAUACAAAUGAUGAAAGAUCAAACUGGCUUUGUUUUGGCUGACUAUGCAGUUUUUUCUGCCAUGCUGUUAAUUUCGAUGGCAAUAGGACUUUUCCAAGCACUAAAGAAGAAGCCGAGGGAUGCCACUGCUGAGGAUUUCUUCACCGGGGGUCGCAGCUUGCCGGCUGUGCCUGUGGGCCUGUCGCUCUGUGCCAGUUUUAUGUCAGCAGUCCAGGUUUUGGGUGUUCCUGCAGAAGCUUUUCGCUAUGGCUUUAAAUUCCUCUACAUGUGCCUCGGACAGAGCAUCAACUCCCUGCUGACGGCCUACCUCUUCCUGCCUGUGUUCUAUAGACUGAGGAUCACCAGCACUAAUCAGUAUCUGAAGAUGAGAUUUGGCCGAGGCAUGCAGCUGUUGGGAAGUGUCCAGUUUCUUAUUGCAACGCUGCUCUAUACGGGGAUUGUUAUCUAUGCGCCAGCAUUAAUCCUCAACCAAGCUACUGGGCUCAAUAUGUGGGUGUCUCUGUUUUCUACUGGGAUCAUCUGCACCUUGUACACCACACUGGGUGGCAUGAAAGCUGUGAUAUGGACCGACGUUUUCCAGAUCCUUGUUAUGCUGUCAGGGUUUGUGGCCAUUUUCAUCCACGGCACAGUUCUGGUUGGUGGUCCUGCACGGGUACUGGAGAUCGCCAACAAUGGCUCACGCGUAAAUUUUGAUAAUUUUAGUGUUGACCCACGGCAGCGUUACACUUUCUGGAGCCUCUCAGUCGGGGGUACAUUGGUCUGGCUGUCCAUGUACGGGGUGAACCAAGCUCAAGUCCAGCGCUACAUCUCCUGCAGGACAGAGAGGGAGGCCCAGUGGGCUCUGUUUGUCAACCAAGUGGGUCUCUGCCUCAUUGUGAGCAGCGCAGGAACCUGUGGCAUUGUCAUGUUCGCCUACUACAUCAGCUGUGACCCUCUGAAGUCUGGGAAGAUUACGGCUCCUGAUCUGUAUAUGCCAUACUUUGUGUUGGACAUAUUCAGAAGUCAUCCAGGAUUCCCAGGACUUUUCCUCGCCUGUGCAUACAGUGGCACUCUGAGCACGGCUUCCACAAGUAUCAAUGCGAUGGCUGCAGUGACAAUGGAGGAUCUGCUGCAGCCCCGCCUGCACCGCAUGCCACAGAAGAAACUGGUCCUUCUUUCCAAAUCACUGUCAUUUCUGUAUGGAGCUGCUUGCAUCACAGUUGCUGCUCUGUCUUCCUUCUUGGACUGGGGAGUUCUUCAGGGAUCAUUCACUGUCAUGGGUGUUGUCAGCGGUCCAAUACUGGGCGUAUUUAUUUUGGGAAUGUUUGUCCCAAUGACAAAUAGAAUGGGGGCAUUUUCAGGCCUCUUCGUGGGCUUCUGUGUUUCUCUGUGGCUUGCUAUAGGAUCGACUCUUUAUCCACCCAGUGAGAAAACCAUGGGAGUCCUCCCCAGCUUCACAGAAGACUGUGGCUCCACUAACAUCUCCGGGAACAGCAGGCCGAGCCAGGACCUGCACUCCAUCUCCACCAAACUCCACCCAGACAAUGAGUGGGGCUUGCAUAGCUUCUACUCGAUGUCCUAUCUCUACUUCGGUGCAGUGGCAACCAGCUCUGUUGUAAUAGUCGGAGUGAUUAUGAGCUACAUAACAGGACCAACGAAGAGGACUGAUAUCAAAAAAGGUUUGUUGUGGUGGGAUCUGAACACAUUUAAAGCGGGGGAACCUUCAGAACAUGGAACUGGUGCUUUGUCCAGAGUGUUUCCCUUCAUUCGUCUCAGUACACUGCAAGCAACUGGAGAGAAGGUGGCAGAUAAACGGCAGACUGUCCCUUUGAAGAGUCUUCCAAGAGAUGACAUGAAUGAAAAAGAAGAACAAACAGACGUUGGAAAGAUUAAAUCACUACGCACAGAUAAAGCAUUGAUUUAGAGAGGUAUCCCAAAUAGCAACAUGGCAUUUACUCUUCUGUCACAAUUAUUGUUUUUUUUUUGUUUUGUUUUGUUUUUUUUGGGGGGGUGGGGGGUGUCUGGACUUUUUUCUUUAGUGCAAUACUGUAGCGCCUUAUGUUUUAGUCUUUGUAAUUUUUAGGAUAGCUCUACAGAUACAAUUGAGUCUUUAUUAUUGUGACAAGUGUCUAUAGAAAGAUAAUGUACUAUCUUCAGAAGGUAUAAAAGCAUUUCUCGCCAGAAUAUUCAUUCUGGUAUGUUCCGUAUCUGUACAAAGGCACACCUGCACUUCAGAAAGCAUCAGGUGUAGAACCGAUGAUGAACAAACAUAGUUUGGCUUUGAAUCUGCACUACCAGGAAUUCAACAGUUUAGUCAUUCUCCACUGUGUAGUCAGGGUGGAAUUGUGUAUUUAUAAACAAGUUAUCUUUGAGUUGCAGAUAUUCGCUUACUAUAAACGUACUACAGAAAGCAUAGCAAAGCUACCAGAAAUCGGUUGAAGUUAUUGUAUUAUCAUUCUAAAUACAGCUGACACUACACAUAAACGUCACAGAUCACAUAGUUUUAUUUCAUUUGUGCAAGUAAUCAGAAUGGGCUUUGGCAGAACAGUGAAUCUGUGUGAAGGAAAGGUGACAGAUUCUGUAUGUCCUGUAGUUUUGCAGCUGUGCUUCGUGUGAAGGUAUAGGUAGCUUACAGCACAUUAUGGCUUGUAUUUAAUUGUUGUAUGCUGCAGUUUGACGGUUACCAUUAUAUCCCAUUGUUUCAGUUGCAGGUAGAGUUUCCACUGUUCAGUGGAUGGGCUUUGACUAAUGAUCAUAUUCCAGUACAACAUCCAGUGGUUUAAGCAUAUCAUGUGAUUUAAAAAAAAAAAAAAAAAAAAAAAAAAAA